Messenger RNA from Coniophora puteana RWD-64-598 SS2, 1224 nucleotides. RefSeq lists its product as uncharacterized. NCBI's taxonomy places the organism in Eukaryota, Fungi, Basidiomycota, Agaricomycetes, Boletales, Coniophoraceae. The transcript is spliced from 9 exons. The record is from RefSeq and is a predicted model, not a curated record. The coding region runs from base 1 to 1224 and encodes 407 amino acids.
AUGCCUAUUACUACACCAAAUGUUUCUCGUACCCUGCCGCCCCGUGAUCGCAAGGAGUCCGCAAGGCUCAAGGAAGCUAAUGCAAACAAGCGCCAACACGUCAGCCGUCGCCAGCAACAGGCCCAGCAGGCCGCCAACCGGUUAGCUCAACGUGCCCAAGACCGUCGUGCUCAUCACAGCCGGGAGCGUGUAUCGCCUUCGCCUGAACGCGACGUAGCGACAGCACCCCCUCCUGUCACUGAUCGUGCUGCUUCCCGGGUGGCUACGCUGCCCGGGAAUAGUCGGGUGGCUGACGCAUCGCCUCCUGCUCCUCAUCUUUCACCACGAGACUCGACAGUCCUGCCACCACCUACGUUCAUCUCUGCCAUGGCAACCACCGAUAUGGACAAGGGUAAGCGUCGACGUGAAGAUGACCAGCCUGCGAGGACCAGGGGCCAGCGCUAUCGCCCCAGGGCUGGCGAUUAUGACUCCAUCGUCCGCAAGGUGCUAUCUACUGCACAGGAGUUUAUCCGCGGGUAUGCGUGCACUGACACCGCUUUUCCUGAUGCGGCAACUCUCCACGAGAUGGGUGAUGACGCCUGGGAUGAGGCCUGCGAUGAACUCGGUCAGGAUAUCGAGCUCACACCGGCACUUCGAGUUCUGCUUUGCGCCAACGUCGGUCACCUGCGAGGCGAGCUCAAGACAAAGGCAAAGCUCCUUGUUGCCUCCGAGUACGGAUUUGACGACAACAUUGAGGGCACGGAUGACGUUGAGGUAGCCAAUAGGCGACUAGCUGAACAGCUUCUCACCAGGAAUGGGUUCAUCUAUCGAGACCUUGAUGCUCGUCGUGGUGUCUUUGGGGCGACUAUCAUCCAACGGCUUAUCAACAAGACUUUCUUUCAGAGUCAUGUUGACGAUGCCAUCAAGCGUCCGGAGUUCUUCAAGCCAUUCCCUCCUAUCGCCCUAUGCCUCGUCAUGACUGCAAUCUACUGCGCCAUCGACGAGUGGAAGACCGGUACACGAAAAAAUAACAAGUUCACCGAAGCCAUGUACAAGCCUAAGCACAUGGCCUUUGUCAAGAACCUCAAAAAUCUCGAGUAUGAGUCCCCUGCCGCCCUCGACAACCUGCUCUCGCGCAUCUAUGAUAGAGGAUGCCGACGUGCAGGGGUUGCUGAUCAAGCCGAGGAGCCGCUCAUUAUGGCUCCUGAGGAUCUGGCGGCAGCGGUGUCAGAACUAACCAAUUGA